GCAGAGUUCAUGCUGUGCCCAGCUUGGCCCAGCCAAUGGUUUCUUUGGCCGCAUUGUCUGUGCUCUGCUACUUGGAAGCGCACGUUUCAAAUAGGCGCGCACCUUUCAUGGUGAUAAACUACCUAUAGCACAAAAGCAACACGGAUACGCUGCGGUUGAACCUGAGGGCAUAAUAAGGGAACUUGCCUGUCGCGCGAUAAGCUAUCCAGUUCCUCAAGAAAGGACCCUGGGCAAUGCUGCAUGCAGGUAGAACGGGCCUGCAUUCAGGUUGACAGAGCACCCACACCAUGAUGCGACUGACAUUCCCCUUUGUGGACGGGACACGAGCAGCGACCCUUGCUGCACUUCUCAACACUUCACCCCUCACUCGUCAAGGUUCUGGGAUCACAUCACUCUUUCGAGAAGCAGUGGCUCAGCAAGCAGCGUCAUUCUCAAAUCUUGCAUAUGAGGUGGUGGAAAGCAGCUCAAAUGCGAAGGGAGAUCAAGGGGCACCUCUCACAGCAUUGAUCAUCCAUGGAUUGUUCGGUUCGGGGCGGAACUGGAGAACGCCUGCCAGGAAGUUGGCUGAGAGGGCUGAUGCUCUGGCCCAUGGGACAGAUGCAAGGUCCUGGCAGAUGGUGCUCGUCGACCUGAGGAACCAUGGCAAGUCGAAUGAGCUAAGCGACUUAACACCACCUCACGACAUCCAAUCUGCUGGCCAAGACCUCGUUCGCCUCUUUGAGGCCGGAACCCUGCCUUGGCCACAGACAGUCAUUGGACACUCACUAGGGGGUAAGGUGGCCCUCGAGUAUGCGAAGGUGACAGCACAGGCUGAGAACGAAGGUGCUCCGAAGCAGGUUUGGGUGCUCGAUUCCGUUCCGGGCGCCGUUCCGUCAGAUGACGCCAAGGGUGACGUCGAGCGGGUCCUGGAUGAGCUGCACUCUCUGCCGGAGGUUAUCCCGUCGAGAAAAUGGCUAGUAGAGCGGAUGAAAGACCGGGGCUUCUCCCCGGGCCUGUCGGAGUGGAUGGGCAGCAACCUGAAGCGGCUGCCCGGGAGGGGGGACGAGUCGGAGCUGGUUUUCAACCCGGCUGGUGCGCAGGAGAUGUACGACUCGUACAGGGACGCGACGUAUAUUCCCUUUCUACGAGACCUGCCGGAAGGCAUGAAUGUCGACAUCGUUCAAGCAGCCAAGAGCGACCGGUGGACGCCUGAAAUCCUCUCGGAGUUAGAAGCGAUAGUGAAGGAAUCAAAAGGAAAGCGAAAAGGAGACGGCAAGCUGAGAAUGCAUGUACUGCCAAACGCAGGGCAUUGGGUACAUAUGGAUAAUCCGAAGGGGCUGGUUGACUUGCUCGCCCCGUCGCUCCGCGAGUUGGCGCAGAUAGGACCAGGGGGUUGACGCAAGCAACUAACUAACCGGGACUCAAUCGGUGCGGCCAUUUUCGCGAACUAGUCGUUCACCAAGGACUAAUCAUCAGGAUUGCCUAUCUCCUCGCAGCUGAUGGUAUGCUUUGACCCCCUGUCACAGUAUUAAAUCAAUGGGAUUCCCUCUUUUGAUCGAAAGGCCGUUGCAGGAGCCUAUUUUUCCAGCAGCCUUCUUUGCCACU
Klebsormidium nitens is the source of this 1584-nucleotide messenger RNA. NCBI's taxonomy places the organism in Eukaryota, Viridiplantae, Streptophyta, Klebsormidiophyceae, Klebsormidiales, Klebsormidiaceae. The record is from the annotation of a GenBank genome assembly.